AUGCUGCGGAGGGAAUCUGACUCCCACGGCCUGUUUUCCUCCGGAGAGACGUCUGACAAUGACUGUGAGGUGAGGUCAUUUUAUUUUUACCUGUUACAUCGCUGCACACCUUGGGAGUCAGUGGGUGAAAUAAUAAAACUAUGCUUCGAAUCGCAUUUUCUUUUCUGUCCUUGACUAAAAGCUUCACAUGAGUUUGAGCCUGACAGAUAUAUGGUUGGCUGAUUUUGUAGAGCCAAUAAAGACAUAAACAGUAUCAGAUAAUUUUAUAAAGACCUUAUUGCAGUGAGUGGACAGUUAUGAUAUGAUAUGACUCAAUCUGACACAGAACGAUAUGACGUGAUAUGACACAAUACGACACAAAACGAUGGCACAAUACGAUUUGACGCAAUACGGCACGAGAUGACAUGAUAAAAUACGACAUGAAAUGAUAUGAUAUGACAGAAUACUAUAUGACACAACACAAUUUGACGCAAUAAGGCAUGAUAUGACAUGAAGCAACAUGACAUCAUACGAUAUAACAUGAAAUGAUAUGACACGAUAUGACGUGAUGGAUAUGACAUGAUACGACAUGACAUGAUAUGACACGAUAUGACAUGAUAUGAUAUGAUAUGACAUGAUAGAUAUGAUAUGACAUGAUAUGACACGAUAUGACAUGAUAUGACAUGAUACGACAUGACAUGAUAUGACACGAUACGACAUGAUAUCACAUGAUACGACAUGAUAUGACACGAUAUGACACGAUAUGACAUGAUAGAUAUGACAUGACACGAUUUGUCACAAUAUGACUUGAUUCGAUACAAUGUAGUACUGUAUGAUAUGGUUUUAUACUGUAUGGUUCAACAUUUGAUAUUGCUUAUGAAGAGGACUAUUACAAUAUUGAUGCAAGCGCCAGCAAUACAAUAUCAUGACAUAUCAUGUGAUUGAAUAUGAUAAAAUAUGAUACAACAUGAUUCAAUAUGAAGUGAUAUGAUUUCUUGUAUGUCACCCUUAAUAAGGGUUAUGAAAUCUGGACACUGGCCCUUGGUUAAAUAUUUUGCUUUAGAGAUACUCUGUGCCACCCUCACUGUUAAUGCCUUUAUGUUCACACAUACAUUAGAUUUAUACAGUACAUUUAAUUAUGAAUACUGUAACGUGUUUUUAAAGUGACGGUUCAAACUUUUGUGUUUUUUGUCAAGUCCAAAAGAAACAGAUCCAGAUGUACAGAAUGCUUAGACGCCAAAAUGACCAGUCAGUCCGAGAAAUAUUAACGAUUAUUGUUCUUUUGAUCACUCACUCAUUGUAGCUGUAUUUUAUUUUUCAAUACCAAAUCAAAAUCAGCUCUCAUGACUCAGAUGUCCGGCAGUGCCAGUCAUCCGUUCGCCACUUUGGAGCUCUUUACAAUGCAAGUAGGCGGAGAGGGUGAAAAGCCAGGAAUUUAAUCACCCAACCACAAAAGAGGAAAACAUAUAACAAAAACCUCGGCUCAUAAAUGUGAGGACUGAGUUUCUCCGUGACUGUACGUUAUAUAAGUUAGCGUCCAUUAAAGUGACCCCCUCCCCCCCUUUCUGACUUAAGGAAAAAGGUUUAAGAGGCUUCUUCUUCUUCUUCUUCUAAGUCAACAGAUCACAGUUGUUUAUCCUCUCUAUCUUUGUCUCCCUGUCUCAGAUGGGGGCGAGCUGUGGAGAGGUAGAUGUAGUGUGUCUGUGCGAGGCCGGUCCCUGUACACUUUAUUCAGAAGCACACACGCCUACGUCGGUGAGUGCUCAGGCUUCCUACUUAAGUGUCUGUGGCCGGCACUCUGAGUGUUUCUUCCUCUGUUAUCUAAAUGCACGCCUUAAACGUCCCGCUGACCUCCCUCCCUCUCUGUCUGUCUGUCUGUCUGCUCUCUACUGUGAGUUUCAAAGGAACUGUCUGAUUGCUUUUAAAAAUACUUUUAAUUAAGAAUCUAAUUAAGUCUGCUCUGUUCUCAGGACACACCGCUAUGUGAACACUGUGGAAAAAACAAAGUAAUGAUCACCAGGUACUCUGAGGGAUACGGCACUGAGGUAAAGUGUGACGUUCGAGUUCCUUCAGAAAUAGAUAUUUCUGUUGCUUUUAUUUUAGUCGGCGGCUGCAAUUUUUAAGCCUUUUCAAGGUUGCACACCAAGCGAUGACUAACACCCUCAAACUCAGAGACAUUUCUGAAGGAGGACAUUUAGCCUUUUCUCGAGUGCUGCAAAGAGAUUAUAUUUUAAUUUUUAUUUCGUUUUGAUUUGGACGUGAAACAAAAACUACAAAGAAAACUUCAAAGAAACCUUUUAAGGAAUUUUAAAGGAUAUGAUGGAUGAAAGUAAAAGCAUGAAACAGCUUAUAGUUAAAUUUUCAAUUUUGUUUUUAAUUGAACGUAAAACAAUAACUGAAAGAAAACUUAGAACCUUUUAAAGAAUUUUAAAAGACGCAAUGGCAGAAGUACAAUUAAGAGAGAUGAAUGUUUAAGUGUUUGCAACCUGUAAUUGUUUUAUAUGAAAGAAAAGUAAAUGCAUGAAAAAGCUUAUAUUUUCAUUUUUAUUUUGGUUUCAACUAAAUGUAAAAAAAUAACUGUAAAGAAAACUUAAAACCUUUUAAAGAAUUUUAAACAACAUGAUGGCAAAAUUCUAAUCAGCAUCAAAACAGGGGGGGGGGGUUAAUAAUUACUAUUUGAUAGAAAAAUUUAAGCUGUGUACCUGCCAAUAAUUAAAUGUAACGAUACUUUAAGUGUCUGUAACCUUAAAUAGUUUCUUUAGAUAGAAAAAGAGUGAAAGUAUGAAACAGCUUAUAUUUUCUUUCUUUCUUUCUUUCUUUCUUUCUUUUUUGUUUUUAAUUGAGUGCAAUAUCCUGGUUGUUUUUUAAUAAUCUUCACAAUUUUUAUAUUAUAUUUUACUUAAAUUAUGUUUUUAUAUUUUUCUAUUGUGUUAUUUUGUGCUAUAUUAUUGUUAUUUUUUUACUGAUUUUCUUUGCACUGUCUGCGAAAGCUGCUAUUUUUUCAUUUUGUUGCACCUUUUGGUACAAUGAAAAUAAACAAUAAUAAUAAACAAUGAAUAUGAAAAAAACUUUAAAACCUCUUUAAGAAUUUUAAAUGACAUGAUGGGACAAUUAUGAUUAAUAAUUAUUAUUUGAUAGAAAAAUUUAAGCUGUGCACAUGCCAAUUUUAUGUAUUUUCAUCUUUUAUUUUUUUAUGUUUUUGUUUUUAAUUGAACGUGAAACAAUAACUAUAAAAAAAAUUUAAAAACCUUCUUAUGAAUUUUAAAGAAAUGACGGCAAAAUUAUGAUCAGCAUCAAAAUGCUGGAGACCGUCUAAUGAAAUACGGUAAUUAUAAAGCCAGAAAACGAUUCCAACUGUAGACAUUUAAUGAUUAUUAUUUAAUAGAAACAUUUAAGCUGUGAACCUGACAAUAAUUAAGCGUAAAGUGUCAGUAAACUUUGAUUGUUUUUAUAUAGAAAAAAAGUGAAAGUUUGAAACAGCUUGUAUUUUACUUUUAAAUUUUUUGACGUGAAACAAUAACUGUAAAGAAAACUUAAAAAAUUACAUGAUGGCAAAAUUAAGAUCGGCAUCAAAACGCUAGACUGUCAAACAAAGUAAACAGUUUCAGCUGUAGACUUUAAAGAAUUAUGAGAUAGAAAAAAUGAGCAAUAAUUAGGCGUAAUGAUCCUUAAAAUGUCUGUAACCUUUGAUGGUUUUUGUAUUGAAAAAAGUGAAACAAUGAUCCGUAGUUGAGAGCGUUACUGAGUAAAAUCAGGCAUUAAGCCCAUUAGGUGUCUUUGAUCUUAUUAGUCAUUCGCUCUGAUUCAUGCAUUAAAACAACAGUGAUAAUAAAAAAGUGACGCAUGAGUACGCUCACCGAGACAAAUGCAAUCAACAUGAUCUGUUGUUUUCAGUUUACAAAUAGUGAUAGUGAUGAUUCACCGCUGUUUCAUCCACAAAAUAAAAGCCCCUGUAGGGUAAAUGUGGAGGUUGUGUCACUUAAAAGCUUUUGUGUUUUCUUCCAGACAAACAAAUGUGUAAUGAUUGUUAAACUGGAAUUAUUAUUCAGCUCUAGAUUAGUCACGCCGUCUUUAUGCUCACACUUUUAUGCGCUCAUCUUUUCUUUUCAUAUUUUUCGUGCCUCUGCAGGAGGAGUGUGUGCUGUCUGACCCUCAGGGAGAGAGCGAUGCAGACGCUGAUAUAGAAGAUACAGACUGCAGGUUAGAUGUCCACCAUCACAGAGACGUUUACGUACCUUUUAACCUUUGCUGUUUUCUGACCUUGUGCCUUUUAAUCCCAUUGGUCCAGACUCCAGGAGCCGGGGUCUCUCCAGCGAAUCAGCUCGCGAAGGCGCAAGCGGCCUAGGGUAGCGAGGCAAGACACCACGGAGAGCGAGGACGACGGUGGGCGGAGCCACAGGUCACACCGCUGGAACCUCAGGCUCAGUCCUGACAGAGCGCACAGCAGGACCAUCCUGGAGGUAGACAACACAAGACAGUCUUCAGCAUCUUUGGUCUUAAUCAUGGAGGUUUUUCAAAAGUGGAAAAUGUGCUUAUGUGGAACACCAAAGCUGAGGCAGGGAGAGCAUCAGCAAAGACAAGAUGGGGAAGCAGUUUGAGUGCCCAUUCUGACGUUAACCAUCCAGCUAAGAGAAAGGUCAUUGGCUUAUAAAGACUGGAGUUAGAGUCACUGAAGUACUGUGGGCUCAGCUCGCCUGAACUAGCACCUUGAUCAAUUUUGGAAGACAAGAUCAAUACGUUUACAUGAGGGCCUUAUUCCGAUUAAGACCGGACAAUUAAAGUGCAUGUAAACACGUUAGUCUGUCUAUAAUCGGAGUUUGAGAACUCCAAUUGGAGUCGGAGAAUUUGGCUUAAGGCAUCCAGAUUCUGACAUCAGCCAAUCAGCUACGAGGAAGGUCAUUGCCUGAUUAAGACUGGCGUUAGAGUCACUGAAGUACUGUGGGCUCAGCUUGCCUGAACUAGCACCUCGCUCAAUUUUGUAAGACACAAUCAGUACGUUUACAUGACACUUAAGAAAACCGAAUUAUUGCCUUAUUCCGAUGAAGACCGGACAACUGAAGUGCAUGUAAACACCUUAGUCUGUCUAUAAUCAGAGUUUGAGAACUGUGAUUGGAGUCUGAGAAUUCCGAUUAAGACACACCCAGAUUAUGCGAUCGGAAUUCGAUUUUCUCUACCAUGUAACCAGUGUAGUCAGAGUUUGUAACUCCGGAACAAAAACACCAGAGAAGAGGAGUGGCAUGCAUCUCAUCUGCAGAAAAAGUAGCGCGUACAUCAUGUACGACAAAAACAACGCUGUACGAUGCUCCAUCUUCUUGCUCCAAAAUGCCCAGCAGCAGUUGUAGACACUUCUGACGUCUGGCACGGACCUGCUUUUGUUGUUGUUGACAGUUGUAUGGGGUCGGAAACAGCGCUGCACAUAUCGCCCCCUAGAGGAGGACACGUUUACAUCAAUAAUUUAAUUUUCUCAGCUUGCAUGUAUACGCGGACAAGGAGAGAAGUCGGAUUCAGCGAAAAAAAAUGAGAAAAUUAUGAGAUUAGUCCGAUUAAGCUGUGUAUGUAAACGCACCUUGUCUGUGUUAACCUCUGCUCAGUUCUUGGUUAGAUUUCCCGUUCAGAAGGAGAACUCGCUCUUCUUCUUCACGCUCAGUCGUCUAUGUUUCCCGAAUCUGUAUAGAGACACUCGCUGUGCAUGAGCACAGUGUCCUUUUAUAGUGUCUGACGUGACAGACUGAUUAUACACUAUCACCACCUACUGGUCUGGCACACUUGAGCAGCUUGAACCAUUUCUGUGCUGUUGUGGUGAACGGGUUAUUUUUGGAAAUGGAGGAGAAAAACCUCCAAGGCUGAAACUUAAGCAGACAAGAGGCUUAAUUUCACUAAAUACUCAGAUUUUGGGUUCAUUAUGAAAUGUGACAUUUCUUCUCGUUUUCUUUUCAGGAGAGCAUAUCACAAGUCCGGCCUCUGGUCAUCUGCCGCCCGAGCUCGGAGAGGCAAAAGAGCCUGACUGAUCUCCCUCAAGACUCCGGACGUCUGAUGUCUCUGUGGCCUCCGUCUCUCUCUCUCCCUCUCAUCCUCCUUCUGUCCCUGCCUCUCUCUCUCUCCCUCGUCAUCCUCAUCGUCUCUUUCUUUCUACCCUGGGCUACAAGCGCUUGA
Molecule: messenger RNA, 6132 nt
Organism: Xyrichtys novacula (pearly razorfish)
Lineage: Eukaryota; Metazoa; Chordata; Actinopteri; Labriformes; Labridae
Source: the annotation of a GenBank genome assembly